GGGCUCUGUCCCGCCCUCCUCACCUUCCCCCCCGGCCGGCGUUCCACUUGGUACGUUCAAGAUGGCGGCCCCCAUGGCGCGGUGUGGGAUGCUCCUGGCUCGGAGGAUGUCUACGCCUCUCCUUUCCCUGGCAGGUAGAAGAUGCCUGCUCUCCGCAGCAUACGUGGACAGCCACCAGUGGGAAGCCAGAGAGAAGGAGCAGUGUCACCUGGCUGACCUUGCAUCCUUAAUGGACAAAGCCUACGAAAGGAAGUUGCCUGUUAGUUCUUUAUCGAUAUCACGGUUUGUGGACAACAUUUCAUCUCGAGAAGAUAUAGAUUCUGCAGAAUACUAUCUUUACAAAUUUCGACACAGUCCCAACUGCUGGUACCUGAGAGACUGGACCAUCCACACCUGGAUUCGACAGUGUCUGAAAUACGGUGCACAAGACAAAGCCUUGUACACCCUUGUUAAUAAGGUUCAGUAUGGAAUUUUUCCAGAUAACUUUACAUUCAAUUUACUGAUGGAUUAUUUCAUAAAGAAAGAAAAUUACAAAGAUGCUUUAGCUGUGGUUUUUGAGAUCAUGAUGCAAGAAGCCUUUGAAGUGCCGUCCACCCAGCUUCUCUCCCUCUAUGUCUUAUACCAUUGCCUGGCAGAGAAGACAGACCUCACAAUUAGGGAUGCUCAACUCAUGUCAUCUCAGACCCUGCCAACAAACUCUACUGGUCCCAGCAUGUCACAGUGGGAAGAAGAGAGGAACUUGGGGGCGUCCCUGUUGCUUCCAGGCCUAAAACAGAAGAACACAGUGGGCUUGAGCUCCCAGCUCUACGGCUGUGCGCUUCUCGGAAAGGUGGAGCUGCAGCGAGGGCUGCGGGCCGUGUACCACGACAUGCCUCUGAUGUGGGCACCAGGCUACCUUGACAGAGCCCUUCGAGUGAUGGAGAGGGUGGCCUCCUCCCCCGAAGACCUCAGGCUGUGUGGAGAAGCGCUCAGUGUGCUGGACGGAGUCCUGACGGUGCUGACAUCUCCAGCUGACCAGGCCUCAGAGGAGCCACAGCCCCAGGACGCUGAAGGCAGCUUGGGCUCAGCAAACCUGGUGGAGCAGCUAGACAUCGAGGAACCAGAACAUUCCAAGCUUCCCCGAUACCUGGAGCGAUUUAAGGCCUCUCAGUCUAAACUGCAGGAGUUGGGCAGGAUUGAGGGAGAAAGCCUUUUGACGCUGACCACCCAGCUUGUCAAAGACAAACUCCCCGCAUGUGAGGCCGAGGACCUGGCUGCUUAUGAGCAGAAAUUGCGCGAGUGGCACCUGGAGCGGAUGCAGUUGAUCCAGAGGGAACAGGAGCAGAGGGAGAGAGCGAAGCAGGAAUACCAGGCCCUGAGUGCAGCCAAGACUGCAGCCUAGAGAGCCCUGCUGGAGGACUGUGUGGGCCAGCCCAGUGUCCGGCACAGACAGAUGGACUCAGCCUGCGCUGGCCAGCUUCUCCUUUUCUCUCAGCAAGCCAUGCAUAGCCCGAAAGCCACCGUGUGCUGCAUGUCAAGACACUGCCCAUCCAGAUGUCAAGGGCCCAGGAACUAAGAAAGUGGCAAAUGAUUGGCCAAAGCCUCCACCUAAAAUCUCUUACGGGCUUCCGGGGCUCACAGCGGAGUCCUGGGCACAGAGUGUGGAACGUUCUCAGUACCUGGUGAGGGUGAUGGAAGAAGCUGCAGCUGAGGGAUCGGGUCUGCAGCACAGAGUUUGACCGGUUUCUGGCCCUUGCCCAGGCACGUGGGGCCACAGGCUGCAUGUCCUGAGACCUUGUGCCCCAUAGUCCCGACCAGUGCAGAUACCCUGGUGAUUAGGCCUUGGGUGCUCCCACAUUCCCGGUACCCCUUUCCCACCACACCACGCCCUCCUCUUUCCCCUCUGGGAGAAGUCCAGCACAGGUCUCCAGACCACAGCCUCACUAGAUUUCUGAUUGUGGGAACCCACGGUGACAUUUAGAGAUGUGGGGGCUUUUUGAGAGAAACUCUGCCCUGGAUGUGAGGUCCUUGUAGCCUGACUGGAGUAACUUUUCCCACACAUUGUCAGAGACGUAAAAUGAACCUUUGGUACACGCGUGUGCACACAUGUACACACAGACGACUUUAGAGCAAGCCUUCUGUUAAAGGAGAAAAUGAGAAGGGAUGGAACUUGAAGUGCGGAGGGGACAGAAGUCAGUGCAGACGGUCAGAAGGUGGGACCUAAUUUUCCUGGAAGCCUCUCGGGGAGAGGUUCGGGGACUCGGCCUGCUGUGUGAUGUGGCCUUUCAGGGCAGUGGUGCAUCUUUAUUCAAGGCUGUAUUCUUCUAUCAAAACCUGGAGAAAUAAAGACGCCAAAUCCUCUCA
Peromyscus maniculatus bairdii (prairie deer mouse) is the source of this 2343-nucleotide messenger RNA. The record is from RefSeq and is a predicted model, not a curated record. NCBI's taxonomy places the organism in Eukaryota, Metazoa, Chordata, Mammalia, Rodentia, Cricetidae.